Stegastes partitus (bicolor damselfish) is the source of this 1810-nucleotide messenger RNA. Its product is annotated as zinc finger and SCAN domain-containing protein 2-like. The transcript has 4 exons. The record is from RefSeq and is a predicted model, not a curated record. The coding region runs from base 1 to 1653 and encodes 550 amino acids. Lineage: Eukaryota; Metazoa; Chordata; Actinopteri; Pomacentridae. Gene Ontology annotation, molecular function: RNA polymerase II transcription regulatory region sequence-specific DNA binding; DNA-binding transcription factor activity, RNA polymerase II-specific. Gene Ontology annotation, cellular component: nucleus. Gene Ontology annotation, biological process: regulation of transcription by RNA polymerase II; embryo development.
AUGAGCUCAGUUCAGCAUCUGAGAGGUUUGAUCAGCGAGCGACUCACUGCUGCUGCUGAAGAAAUAUUCACAGAGUUUGAGAAAAGCAUCGUCCAGUACGAGGAGGAGAUGGAUGGUCAGCGCAGACUGCUGGAUACCAGCUGGAAACCACCCAGAAGCUCCCACACUACAGACUUUGCAGAGGAGGAGGUUCUCGCUGAGCAGCAGAUGUGUAACCAGGACAGGAAGUCCAGGUUGGACCAGGAGGACCCUCGGCCUCCCCGCAUUAAAGAGGAACAGGAGGACCUCUGCACCGUCCUGGACCAGGAGGACCCACAGCUUCCUCUGAUGAAAGAGGAGCAGGAGGAACUGAGCAUCGGUCUGGAUGGACAGCAGCUGGAGCCGGACCAGGAGACGUACACCUUCAUGCUCUUACAGUGCAAGUCCAAAUGUGAACAAUUAGCUGGAGAACUGUUCAGAAUCUUUGAAAAAACGAUGGCUCGGUACGAGGAAGAGCUCGAUCGUCAGCGCAGACUGCUGGAAGUCGUCUGGAAACCUGAGAUGCCGUCACACACACCAGACCUCCCACAGGAACGUGUCUGCAUGGAGGAGGAGCUUCUCGCUGAGCAGAGGAGCUCCAGUCUGGACCAGGAGGACCCACCUCCACAGAUGAAAGAGGAGCAGGAGGAGCAGUGCAGCAGUCAGGAGGGAGAGCAGCUGGGACUGAAGCAGGAGGCUGAUACGUUCAUAGUGACUACUGUUGAUGAAGAAAGUGACCAGAGUGAAGCAGACUCCAACAGGGAGCAGCUCCUCUCUCACAGCUCUGCUGUGGCUCAGAGUCCAGAUCAGGAAGGACGGAAGCAUGUAGACUCAGAAUCAAGCAGAAGUUCAGAGCUGAAGCCAAACAAGAGACGUGACAGAACCAGCAGCCACAGAGACACUGUGGACAGCUGUCCCAUGUCGGAGGGCCGCGGUGACGGCGGGACAAAGACUUUAACGUGUGACUUUUGUGGAAAAGCCUUUAAGCAUAAGUCCAAUCUGAAGAUACACCAGAGGAUCCACACGGGCGAGAAGCCGUUCACUUGUGAGACAUGCGGGAAAAGUUUCAGCCAAAGUAAUCAUUUGAUCGUUCACAUGAGAAUCCACACGGCUGAGAAACCAUACUCAUGUAGCACCUGUGGUAAGCGAUUUCCUGACCCCUCAGCGUUUAAACGGCACACGGCCAUCCACACAGGUGAGAAGCUGUACACCUGCAGCACCUGUGAGGUGAGUUUCAGCUACAGCCAGUCCCUGAAAGUCCACAUGAGAACGCACACGGGUGAGAUGCCCUACCUUUGUAACAUCUGUGGGAAAAGAUUUAGUCACCUUUCAGCUUUCAAAGCACAUACGGCAGCUCACACGGGGGAGAAGCUGCAUUCUUGCUCCACGUGUGGGAAGAGUUUCAGCCAGAGUGGGGACCUGAAAGUCCACGUGAGGAUCCACACGGGCGACAAGCCGUACGCUUGUGACACCUGCGGAAAAAGAUUCUCUUCCACAUCAGCACUGAAAAGGCACACGGCAACCCACACAGGAGUGAAGCUGUAUUCUUGUGAAACAUGCGGGAAGAGCUUCAGUCAGAGUGGUAAUUUAAAAGUCCAUCGGAGAAUUCACGCAGCUGAGAAGCUGCUGUCCUGAAACAUCUGUUGGAAAAGUAGUCUGGUAGCUUGAAACAUGUUCAGUGCUCUUUAAAAGUUGAAGGUUUGGCCCUUGUGUUGCUUUUCAGUGUUAAAUCAUGGUCUGUUUAAUCUGACUUCUGCAAAAUAAUGUCAGUUAAUAAAAAACUAAAGUCAAA